AUGCUGCCCGGCGGUGGCAGUGGUGGAGCUGGCAGGAAUUGGAACGGUGGAGGUGGCGGCGGUGGCAGCAGCAGCAAUUGGAAUGGCUGCGGCCACGGCAAUCAGAAGAACGAGGCCGAGGGGCAAAACCAGCAGCGGAACCGUGGCAGCAUGCAGAGGAACCAGAACUUGUGGCAGCACCAGAUGAGGAGCGUCGGCCGGCAGCAGCAGGGUCAGAGGGGAAGGAAGAUGGAGUGGCGUCCUGUGCAGCGCAACAAGGCCCCCAAAGAUGAUUCUGCCGCUUGA
This is a messenger RNA of Miscanthus lutarioriparius, 285 nucleotides long. The record is from the annotation of a GenBank genome assembly. Lineage: Eukaryota; Viridiplantae; Streptophyta; Magnoliopsida; Poales; Poaceae.